AUGGCCCGUUCUGCAGUCUGUUUAACGCUGUUCGCAGUCCUUGGGAUGGUCAUUGCUGGACCAGCAGGGCACUAUCCUGGACCACAUUCGCCCGAAGCGUACUCACCAUCCUGGGGACAUUGUAACGACAGAACCAAGCAAAUUCGCAAAGAUUUUAAUAGGGCUACGCCAGAAGAACGAAAAGAAUACACAGACGCGAUCAAUUGCGUUAUGGCUUUUCCUUCGAACUUGAACCAAACACAGUAUAGUGGUGCCAUCAACCGUUAUUUCGACUAUGCGACAGUACACAUCAAUCUAACUCAGGUUGUGCACCUCGAUGGGUUCUUUCUUGUCUGGCAUCGCAUGUUUGUCCAUCUCUUCGAACAAGACAUGCGACAAAACUGUGGCUUCAAAGGCCCUAUGCUCUACUGGAAUUGGCCAGCUACGGCGGCCGACAUUGACUCAACCCCCAUUUUCAACGGCGAUGCAUACUCAAUGUCCGGCAAUGGCGAAUACCUCAACGCUGGACCUUACCAAGUCGGUCCCAAUUUCACUGUGCCUCAUGGUUCAGGGGGCGGUUGUGUCACGUCCGGGCCCUUUGCGAACCACAUCAUCACCAUGCAGCCGAGUAUUGACCCCCUGUUUCUGCUCACAGGCGAGCCACUUCCUCAGACAGUGUUUGUGAAGAACGAAUCUUGCCUGACGCGAGACCUCAACUCUUGGGUGGCACAGAAGUUCGAUAACUGGACAAGGCUUGAGGACGCCAUCAACUGCCCUGACCAGGCAUGCCUUGCCGGCGAACUCAAUGGUGCAUUUGGCGGCGCUGACUUUGGGCUUCAUGGUGGUGCGCAUUUCUCAGUUGGACCACCAGAGUCCAAUAUCUUCGUGUCCGUGCAAGACCCGAUUUGGUGGCCUUUGCAUACGAUGCUGGACAACAUCUAUGUCCAAUGGCAAAAACGACAUCCGGAGAUUGCGGAUCAGAUCUAUGGCACCGAGACGGCGAACAAUGUUCCGCCCAGUGCCAACGUUACUUUGGACUCUUGGACACCAGACUGGGGCUAUUUCGGGCCAUCGAUGCAAAUGAAGGAUCUAAUAAGCACUACUGCUGGACCUUUCUGCUAUGAUUAUGAAUGGGAAGAUGGUCCAUACACGGAGUAA
Molecule: messenger RNA, 1137 nt
Organism: Exophiala xenobiotica
Lineage: Eukaryota; Fungi; Ascomycota; Eurotiomycetes; Chaetothyriales; Herpotrichiellaceae
Exons: 2
Coding region: 1-1137 (378 amino acids)
Molecular function (GO): oxidoreductase activity
Source: RefSeq, a predicted model, not a curated record